GUAGCCGAGGUGCUGGUGCUGUAACCAUGCGGCGUAUUAAAUAAGCACCAUGAACUGGAAUUUUAAGUAUACCUGCAGUCCUGUGAACCUUAAUUCCUUCUCUUUUUCUCUAUUGCCGCGAGUGCACCAUUUUAUUUCCCGUUGUUCUGAAGUGGAAGACAAUCGGAUUUCACAAUGGCGUUCUUCAUCGAUGGAAAGGACUGUAUGAUCUCGGAAUGGAUCUUGUUGGCAGCCUCCUAUGUCUUUGUCGGUCUUCGUAUCUACGCGCGUCUCUUCCGUGCGCGUGAGAAGUUGACUUGGUCCGAUUACCUCCUUCUUCUGUCCGCCGUUGAUGCUCUCGCCCUCAUCAUCUGCGACACUCUGACUUUCCAGAUGGGUGUCAUGGAUGAGUAUGAGACAUCUGUCAAGCUCUCCAAGAUCUCCUUCGCUUCCAACUACUUUUACGAUGUCGGUAUGGGUUUCCCCAAGAUGAGCAUGCUUGCUUUUUACUGGGCCUACUUCCUCCCCUCCACCGGCAUGAGCUCCGGUAUGCGAAAGGCUCUGUAUGGCAUCACUGCCUUUGUCUGCGCAUCAUACAUGGCGAUCCUUUGGGACGACACUUUCUUCUGUGGAAAGGAUGUUUCCGUUCAGUGGUCUCAGGAGGAGGGUGCUUGCAGUGUCUUCUAUGCACCUGAGCCCUUCAUUCUCAACUUUACCCUGAACUUGGCCUGUUAUCUUGCCGUAUACGCCCUCCCUCUCAUCCUGCUGGUCCAGGGUGUUCUUCAGCCUUCCAAGGGUGUCACUGCUACCUUUGUCCUUGGUGCUCUGACUAUCUGCACUACCAUUGUGCGAUUUGUGACUCUCAAGGUUGGGACUGGCCAAGAGAAUCUUGUUUACCCUAUGAGUAUGCUUGAGAUGGCACUUGCUAUUACUGUCGUCGCCUUACCAGGCUUGAAGCCACUUGUGGAUCGCUCCCCAAAGCAUGAGACGAGGAGCGAGGUGAUUGAGAUCAAGAACUAAGGAAGGACAAUAUUUUUACCUGGUCCCACAGCUACUUAGCCCUUUCGCGAGAGUCACGAUUGUUAUCUUCUAUAAAAGUGUUUUAAGCUGUGCUACACUUGUCCCAUGCUCUGUGCACUAGAUAUUGUAAUAAAUUGGUAAAUUGAGGGUCGUUGCAUUCUAAUAAUAGAAC
Messenger RNA from Fusarium oxysporum Fo47, 1171 nucleotides. RefSeq lists its product as uncharacterized. The transcript is spliced from 5 exons. NCBI's taxonomy places the organism in Eukaryota, Fungi, Ascomycota, Sordariomycetes, Hypocreales, Nectriaceae. The coding region runs from base 175 to 999 and encodes 274 amino acids. The record is from RefSeq and is a predicted model, not a curated record.